AUGUCCGAUGUCGUAGGUGAAUCUCAUCGAUUUCCACCGAUCGACGGGCUGCAUGACCGAUGUUGUAAUAUAUCAAAUGAGAGAUGCAGGACAGCGCCGCUUGAGUUCAUAAAGUCUCCAUCCCCUCGGUGUCUGUCUGCGAAACCUGCAAGUGCUUUUCCCUCUGAGUUGUCACUGCAUACUUAUGUUCUCGAACUUUUGAUUUGCAAAGACGUUAUACCUCGUGAGCUUCUAGUUCGACAUACAGAUCAAGGUCUAUACCGAGAUAUACUUACUUAUACCAAUCUCAUAUACACAUCUUCCUUUGAUCGCCACAGCUCACCGCCCUCCCACCGCUUGUUCCCCCACUCUUCUCCAGACUUUGUGUUUUGUAUCAGCGAAAGGACAACUGGGAUCAAACCAUCCAGCAUAUCAACUGGGAUCAACCAAGAUCAAACUGGGAUUGAGUGCCUGAUUCGGGCUUGGUCUUUUCCCUGCUCGUUUCUAGUCUACUUUGUGUUCUCUAGCAAUUUUCUGUCACUUGGCGCCUUGUGCCUUGCGAUUGCGAUUGUCCCAAGACUUGUUCGUGGUGAUCUGCACAGUCCUCCCAGUCCCCCUCGAUUGUCGACUCAUCCCGGCUUUAAAGACCGAGGAAAUUUCCCCGGCUUAUUGGCACGUCUCACAAUCUCCCCGGACUUCAUUCCUCCAAUACUCAUUGUUUCAGAGUGUCGCCCCUCUCGGACCGUCUAA
Messenger RNA from Penicillium crustosum, 729 nucleotides. RefSeq lists its product as uncharacterized. NCBI's taxonomy places the organism in Eukaryota, Fungi, Ascomycota, Eurotiomycetes, Eurotiales, Aspergillaceae. The record is from RefSeq and is a predicted model, not a curated record. The transcript has 5 exons. The coding region runs from base 1 to 729 and encodes 242 amino acids.